Molecule: messenger RNA, 1775 nt
Organism: Centropristis striata (black sea bass)
Lineage: Eukaryota; Metazoa; Chordata; Actinopteri; Perciformes; Serranidae
Gene: nipal3
Product: NIPA like domain containing 3
Exons: 11
Coding region: 172-1290 (372 amino acids)
Biological process (GO): magnesium ion transport
Cellular component (GO): membrane
Molecular function (GO): magnesium ion transmembrane transporter activity
Source: RefSeq, a predicted model, not a curated record
GUGAGCUGCUCGUCGUCCAGAGAUGAUUUCUGUCUUCCUCAGAGAAAAACCGGAUAAAAACCGAUAAAUAUGAUCAAUAAACUAACAAAACCACAGCGACGAGAUGAAACAGCUGCUGUCUGAAGGUUCCGCUCCAGCUGAUCAUCAAUAAUUAGUGUUUACAGGGUUAAAAUGAUGAACUUUAACCCAGCCGCCGGAGGAUCCUACACGGAUAACCUCAUCGGGACUCUACUGGCGAUCUUUGGAAACGUGCUUGUCAGCAUCUCGUUGAGUAUCCAGAAGUACAGCCAUGUGUCCCUGUCAGACCGGAAGGACCCCAGAGCGUUCUACCGGACCAGGACCUGGUGGUGCGGCUUCGUCCUCACGUGUCUCGGGGAACUCGCCAACUUCGUGUCGUACGCCUUCGCCCCCAUCGCUCUGCUGGCGCCGCUCAACGCCGUCUCCGUCCUCACGAGCUCUAUUCUGGGUCUGAUUUUCCUCCGAGACAAAUCGAAGCCAAAGGACUUUGCCAAGCGCCAUGCUCUGUCCUUCCUGGGCUCCGUCCUCACCAUCGGAGGAACUUACCUCUUCGUGGCCUUCGGACCAAACUCUCAUGAGAAACCUCAAGCAGAGAACAUCGUGAAGCACCUGGUGGGCUGGCCGGUCCUCCUCUACCUGCUCCUGGAGAUCAUCACGUUCUGCCUGCUCCUAUACUUCUAUAAGCAGCACAAUGCUAACUACCUGGUUGUUAUUCUGCUGCUGGUGGCUCUGCUGGGCUCCGUGACGGUGAUCUGUGUGAAGGCGGUCUCGGGGAUGCUGGUCCUGUCCGUGGAGGGCUCCAUGCAGCUGGACUACCCUAUCUUCAGCGUCAUGGUGGUCUGCAUGGUGGCCUCGGUGGUCUUCCAGGCCAGCUUCCUGUCCCAGGCGUGUGUCCGCUACGACUCGUCUCUGAUCGCCAGCUUCAACUACGUCCUCUCCUCCGUGUUUGCAGUCGUAGCAGGUGCUGUGUUCUACCUGGAGUUUAAGAAUGAAGACGUUCUCCACAUCAGCAUGUUCUUACUGGGGUCUGCGUUGUGUUUUCUCGGAGUGUUCCUCAUCACCAAAAACAGGAAACGGACCAAAGCCUUUGAGCCGUACGUCACCAUGGACAUGACCAACGGAGUCCCCACCAUCCAUGAUAAAGGUCUGGUGGUCCCUCCUGACUCCAACGGCUCCUUCUCCUACGGAGCUCUGGUCAACAACGAUGGAGGAGCUGCUCCAGUCAGACUGGGACCCUCAGGAUCCAGAUCCACGGAUCUAAAGGAGGACUAGACCUUCAGGAUCCAGAUCCACGGAUCUAAAGGAGGACUAGACCUUCAGGAUCCAGACCCUCUGAUCUAAAGGAGGACUAGACCUUCAGGAUCCAGAUCCUCUGAUCUAAAGGAGGACUAGACCUUCAGGAUCAGUUUAUUUAUCCUCCUGUACUUCACUCAGCUCUAACAGGACUGAAGGACUUUAACGCCAUGAUGGAACCUGAACAUGAACCAUUCCACCCAGAGAGUUUCUUCUCUGGUGAUUUAUUCUGCCUUCCUCUCUCCACUCAAUCUCCUUUACUGGAUCCACAACCAGACCUACUGGAUCCAUCAUCCAUCCAGAACAUGAUCAGAAGGAACCUGAAGCUGCUGGAUGUUGUUCUGGACCAGAACCAUGGAGGAUCCUUCAGUUAGAGACGCAAAGACUCACUUACAUUACCGUUAAAGCAAUGUUUCUCUUAUUUAUGGGACCAUGAAGGGAUCUGAUCUGAUCUGAUCUGAUCU